UCCCUCCCUCUCUUCUUUUUCUUCACCGUCUCCGAACCCUUGAUCUCUCUCACAACGACCUCACUGGUGUGCUUCCUGUAAACCUAACCGUUUUGGACCGGCUCAAUUAUCUCCGGCUCGACUCGAACCGGUUCAACGGCACAAUGCCUGCUCUCAACCAGUCUUCACUGGAAGUCUUCAACGUGUCGAACAACAACCUGACCGGAGCAAUACCAGUUACGCCCGCUCUGUCGCAAGUCGGCAUCUCUUCGUUUUCUUAUAACCCUAACCUCUGCGGUGAGAUUAUCCACAAGCCGUGCCGUACUUCGCCUUUCUUCGAAUCUCCGUCAAGUGCUGCGUCACCUCCCGGACAGCUUAAUGAAAAUGCGCAGUCACAAAGUGCAGUUGUUUCUUGUCCGACGUCAAGAAUUCACAAGAGAAUCGGUGUAAUUCUAGGGCUAGUUAUCGGAGUUCUACUCCUAAUUGCCGCAAUUCUUAGCCUUUCUGCGUUGUUCAAGAAGCGAAGGGAUCUAGUUCACUCAAAAUCAACAACCCACGACGACGCCGAAGCUGUAGAUAGCAGUGCUACAGAAACAACUACAAUGCAAUUUGUGAGAACGGAGGUAGAAGUUAAAGAGAAACAGUUGCAAUUAGUACCUCAACGACAAGAGAAGAGUGCGAAUUUGGUGUUUUGUGUAGGUGAGGCAGAAUUGUAUACACUGGAGCAGCUAAUGAGGGCUUCGGCAGAGUUGCUUGGAAGAGGUACGAUUGGGACUACAUAUAAGGCGGUGAUGGAUAAUCACUUGGUUGUGUCUGUGAAAAGGCUUGAUGCUGGUAAGACUGCGAUUACAAGCGGAGAAAUGUUUGAAAGGCACAUGGAAGCGGUUGGGGCGCUUCGGCAUCCAAAUUUGGUGCCGGUUAGGGCUUAUUUUCAGGCCAAACAAGAGCGAUUGAUUAUCUACGAUUAUCAGCCUAAUGGUAGUCUCUUCAAUCUCGUCCAUGGUUCAAGAUCAACAAGGGCAAAACCUCUUCAUUGGACAUCAUGCUUGAAGAUAGCGGAAGAUGUGGCCCUAGGCCUUGCCUACAUCCACCAAGCAUCAAGAGUUGUCCAUGGCAACCUGAAAUCCACCAAUGUACUUCUUGGUCCCGACUUUGAGGCGUGUCUAACAGACUAUUGCCUUGCCAUCCUUGCAGACUCUUCCUUAACUGAUGACCCUGAUUCAGCAGGCCGCUAUAAAGCCCCUGAGAUACGCAAGUCCAACCACCGGGCGACCCCCAAGUCUGACGUCUAUGCCUUUGGCAUUCUCUUGUUAGAGCUUUUGACGGGUAAACCUCCAUCACAACAUCCAUUCCUUGAGCCAACUGAUAUGCCAGAUUGGGUCAGAGCAAUGAGACCCGAUGAUGGCGAGGAAGACAACUGCCUCAAAUUGCUUGUUGAGGUAGCUGGUAUUUGUAGUUUGACCUCACCGGAACAGAGGCCAGCAAUGUGGCAAGUCUUGAAGAUGAUACAGGAGAUAAAAGAGAGUGCAAUGAUAGAGGACAGCGUAAGGGAUUCAUAUAAUAAAUGCUCAUAGCUCUUUGUUCUGCAUUUACCACUAUUAGCUGCAAUCAGGAGCAAUCAAGGAGUAAAUGUCAAUCGUACGUCCGUGUGCCCGAUGAACUGCAGAGGAAAACUUCUGUGGAGGCUAAAGCUUGAACUAUUGGAUUUAAUUUAAGCCUUUUUCAUGAAGAUUCGAAGUUGGUGCUGUUCAUCGGUGGCAAGGAAGCUAAGCAUUCAAUAAAUUCCUCUCCAAGUAGUCAGGGUAAGUGUGGGGCGUCAUCUAAAACUAUCAUAUCAAGGUUAGACACAUCUACACUCCAAUGCAACAUUAAGCCAGGGGUCCAUCAAAUUGUUCGGGCUCAUUCACGUAGUGUGCUUGUGAAUGUUUGGAAUUAGCUUACGUUUUGAUGAACUUCAAACAUGUCCAAAAUCUGGAUUCAGCUUGGCAUGUUAAAUGAAAUGAGUUCCUAAUUUAACAACCUCUAUUAAGAUGAAUGUUGUUUAUAAUGUUGUACGUCUAGCAUAUUACAUACGAAACAUUAUAUAUGUGUGUUUUUGUUCACGAGCAUAAUGAACUAAACAAACAAAUGUUUGAAAUCAUAGUAGAUUCUGAGCUGCUCAUGAAGGG
Messenger RNA from Ilex paraguariensis (yerba mate), 2147 nucleotides. Lineage: Eukaryota; Viridiplantae; Streptophyta; Magnoliopsida; Aquifoliales; Aquifoliaceae. The record is from the annotation of a GenBank genome assembly.